CGCCUAGUCCCCCACAGUCAUCAUUUUCUGUGUUUCCCCAAACGCGUCCAUAUUCAGGGGUUAGAUGCUUUCCCCCCCCCUUACACAAAGGAAAUUUAUUAUAAUAAGUAUGCAAUGAGGCCGGGAAUUCCUCAACCGGGGUGGCGCGGAGCCCACCCUAAACCCCUUCGCUAGUGGGACCUCGCCCCGGAUGGCAGGGAGCCCAGGCCAUCACUCCUGCCUCGGAAAACGGUUCGGAAAGCGGUUCGGAGUUUACGGGCAUGAUGGGAGCUUCCAUAGCUGUGGAGGUGAGCAACGGAGAGCCGCUAUGGAAGAGUUGUAUGCAUCCAUAGCUGUGGAGGUGAGCAACGGACGAGCCGCAAUGGAAGAGUUUUAUGCAUCCAUAGCUGUGGAGAGAGCAGUGCCAGCGCGCAGGAUGCCGCUGACAACUGUGGGUCGUGCGCUUCGCGGGCGGCUCAGCACUGAGCGCAGAGCGCAGAGCACGGAGCGCAGCAGGGAGGGUGCCCUCAGUAGUGAGCGCAGAGCGCAGAGCACGGAGCGCAGCUGUCGGGUUCGGAGGUCAGAGCGGCGUGUUGAUAGCCGGUUUCGUCGUCUAAGAGGCAUGGUACAUCACUUGGGCGUCGACAGCCCAUUGGAAGAUGAACUUCGAGAUACCGAUCGACUUGCAGGUUUUCCACCAUCAUCACCGUUGGAAGAUGCAGGGGCGGUCAGCGAGAGUCAGGCGCUUCUACCGAAACGCGGGGUCUUCAAACCGGUAAUCAGCGGGGGAGGCACCGGCUCCAGGGCGACCGGUCGUCGGCCAUCCUUCUCUUGGUCGGGUAGCAAGUGGCGACGAAUCUUUGAAUGGCCCCUGAUUGGUGUAAUUAGCGGGUUUCUCAUCUUGUUGGGGGUGAUUUUUCUUCUUGUGCUCCUUAAAUUCCCAUCAAGGCAUGGGCUCCCCGGGCACGACGAGGGGCCGCCACGUGGCGGCACAGGCAUCUUGCCAGGUGAUUGGAGUCAUCCCACGGGCCAUGGACCGUUCGAUUUCCAGGAUGAUGCAGAAGAAGAUACAGCGUUCGAUCCCUCCAAGGGACGCGAUUUUUUCCAGAUGAAGGCCCAUCCUAAGCCGUCGAUUCCGCAAAGGCGCCAUCUUUUUGAUCUUACGCAAUUUGGCGCGCUUGGGGACGGGACAACACUGAAUACAGAGGCCUUUAAGAAUGCAAUUAAGGCCGUGGAAGGGGUGGGUGCUGAUGGAGGGGCCCAACUUACUAUUCCAAGGGGGUCCUGGCUUACAGGGCCCUUUAAUCUGACAUCCAAUAUGACCCUAUAUCUGGAAAAAGGAGCGACCAUCCUGGGCAGCAAGGAUGUUGCCCAUUACGGUCUUCUUCCGCCUUGGCCAUCGUACGGCUCUGGUCGCAAUGCCCUCGGCCCGCGGACCAUGGGACUCGUCAGUGGCUACAACUUAACUGAUGUGGUCUUGACAGGGGAAGGAGUUAUUGAUGGCCAGGGAGAUUUUAUCUGGGGCCUUGUGAGGGCCCACAAGUUCCAUUCAACUCCUGGAUGUCUGAUCGAGUUUGUUUGGUCGCGGAACAUCAUCAUCUCUGGCCUGAGACUGUUGAACUCAACGUUCUGGACAGUGCACCCCAUUUACUGCACAAAUGUCCACAUUCAUGGCUUAUCCAUUUUAUCGCCAGGUCGCUCACCAAACACUGAUGGCAUUGACCCUGACUCGUGCACCAAUGUGCUGAUUGAGGAUUGCAACAUCAGCUGUGGCGAUGACGCUAUCGGCAUCAAGAGUGGAUGGGACGAGUACGGAACCGGGUACAACAUGCCUUCGCAGAACAUUAUUAUCCGGUCUAUAAAUAUAGGGCGUAGUCAUGGUAUUUCCAUCGGAAGCGAAAUGUCAGGAGGUGUCCGGAACAUUCGGAUUCAUGGAAUUCGACUAAACGACACGAAACGUGCUUUCCGGAUCAAGACGACACCUGGGCGCGGCGGGUUUAUCACAAAUGUCUCGGUUCGCAAUGUUUACAUCACGCGGGCAACUCAAUAUGCAGUGGAGUUCUUGACAAGGUAUGCUACUGGCCACUUCUCUCAUCCUGAUCGAGAGUUCGAUCCGAACGCCAUUACCGAGGUGCGGGAUAUCAGUGUGCAGCGGUUGGUCGCUGACAGAGUAAAAAGGGUGGGGAGAUUCAUUGGUGAUGCUCGGCGACCUAUGACCAAUAUCCUCCUGGAGGAUAUAAGUGCACCACGCGGGCCACAAUCAACGACACCUUACUCUUGUCAGAAUGUCAACGGGACAUGGAGAAACGUUAUCAUAACAGGGCGGCGGGUGCCCAUCCUCCCUCCAUGUCAGCAAUCAGAUAUGGAGGAUGGCACAGCACUUCCUCACCUUCGUGGAGACAGCAGCGGAUCACACGUGUCGUCGCCAGAAGAUGAACUUGUCCCUAGCAACGAAGGUGGAACAAUGGAAACAAUGGAAACUGGAGAGUCUGUUCGCGAGCGAUACCGUGGAGGAGAUGGGGGUGGUGAGGAGGAACGUAGCUGUCUGCGGCCAAGCACAGAAAGAGAUGAGAUGGGAGUGGAUUGGGCAAGAUUUCGGAAUAAAGGACGUGAGUGUCGAAGAGACUGUGAUGUUCUUUGCAUUGGAGCUGCAUCAGAGGAAGCUGUAGCAGUAAAAACUACACUAGGGGGAUUUACAGUUAUGGAAACCGCAGCAGUAGAAACUGCAGCAGUGGAAUCUGGAGCAGUGGAAACUGGAGCAGUGGAAACUGCAGCAGUGGACACUGCAACAGAGGAAACAGCAACACUGGACACUACAGCAGUGGAAACUGCAGGAGUGGAGACUGCAGCAGUGGAAACCGCAGCAGUGGACACUGCAGCAGUGGAAACUGCAGGAGUGGAAACUGGGGUAGCAACAGAUGAGCAGGCAGGGGCAGGACGAGAGCGUCGUGUGGGCGAAGAAGGAAUUGGAUGAUAUAUAUGUAUAUAGAUAUAUAUAUAUAUAUUGUCAGACGAUAUAUAUAUACAUAUACUGUUUGUGACGAUAUAUAUAUCUAUAUAUAUAGCCUCCUGACACAUGUAGAAUGUUGUAUUAAAAAAAUCAACCCGCAUGCCCCCCCCGCCCCGUGUCAAUGUUCCGAAUGUAUAGACAGAAAUAAACAGGAUAGAUACAGUUCGAGUAAUGUGUAAAGGAGCAACGGCUGCAACACCCUAUUACCUGAUUGUUCUUUUGCUUGCCUGACUGGGCAAGUGGAAUAUGCGUUUAGACUUUAGAGCAUAGUUACACGAG
Messenger RNA from Chara braunii, 3268 nucleotides. NCBI's taxonomy places the organism in Eukaryota, Viridiplantae, Streptophyta, Charophyceae, Charales, Characeae. The record is from the annotation of a GenBank genome assembly.